Mesocestoides corti is the source of this 1191-nucleotide messenger RNA. Lineage: Eukaryota; Metazoa; Platyhelminthes; Cestoda; Cyclophyllidea; Mesocestoididae. The record is from the annotation of a GenBank genome assembly.
AUGCACACCGUCUUCACGGACUGUCAGGUCGGUGGUGGGGGUGGUUGCGACGGCGGCGCCAGUGCCGGUGCGUCAGCGCUGAACGCCGGUGACGGCGGCGCAGUUUCACAGCCUUUAACACCCACAGAGGACAUCCCCGCUUCGUUGCCUUCCAGCCUCUCCUUGCCUUCCACGUUUGCCCAACACGAUGUUCCCUCCGAGGCCGCAGUUGCAGCCCCCUGCGCUACCACCUCCAAUGGCGAAGCCGGUGCUGCUCCGCUUGAAGUGAACGUUCAACUCAACAUCUCAGACGCAUUCGAACAGACCGAUCCCGAGGUUGUUCGUUCCUCGUCCAGCCGCAUCUUGCGGGCAUUCAUCGUCAUCAGCUUGGACAAGGCGGCCGAGUCGUCGGAGGAUGUGCACAUCUCGGCCCACGCCAGCGUUCGCGCAGAGGCCUCUGUGAGCAGCGUCAAUGGGGCUUGUGGGGACACCUCGUCUUCGGACGAGGAUCGCGACUCGGGAACUCUGUCUCCGGUACCGUUGAAUCAGGCGCAAACACGCCAGCUUCGAGAAUCCGCUUUCGGGAACCUUAAUGAUGUGGAGAGGCAAAUCGCUUCACGAUUGGCCGAACUUGGCGACCUUGUGCAGAACCAAUGCGGUGCCGAAAUUGAGCAGCUAAUCGAUCAGCUCGGAAAUAUCGAGUCGUUCAAUAGUGUCUUAGGUAGAAUCGCAAAAAUGGUGUUUACAAACAACAGCAUAAACUGGGGACGCAUUGUCGUGCUCUUCUACUUUGGAUUCCGAAUUUUCCUGCGCUACGUGGGCCAAGGUGUUCGUGAGGCCAUAAUCGCCGUUUUCAAUAAAGUCGUCGCUGCUCUCAACGAGAUUUGUUCCGCUCGCAUUUUCCGAUGGAUCGCCAACCACGGGGGCUGGCUUCGUGUCACGGAGAUGCGGAGACGUUCACGCACAACCGUCGCCACCUCCACCUCCACUGACCUCAUUUCAUCGUCGUCGUCGUCCCUGCUCGGCAUUUUCUCCAGUCUGUCUCUAGUGGAGCAAACGACUGUGGUCGCGGCGAUCGUGGUUGUCAUCGCAUUCUUUCGAUGUGUUUUGUCGCGGUUUAUUUUGUUUCACUGUGACCCCUUUCCGCCACCGCCGCCGCCACCGCCGCCGCCACCGCCGCCUUUCUACUCCUCCCUUUUGCAGCCAUCUUGA